Rotaria sp. Silwood1 is the source of this 411-nucleotide messenger RNA. Lineage: Eukaryota; Metazoa; Rotifera; Eurotatoria; Philodinida; Philodinidae. The record is from the annotation of a GenBank genome assembly.
AUGAACAAAUAUUUUUCAAAGUUCAUUCAAUGUUUCUUCACCUAUGAUGAUCAACGAACAAACAACGUUGAAGCGGGUACUGUUGUUGAUCUUCAUAUAACACAUAUAUCUCAAUUUGAUUUUUACUUAUGUUCACAAGCGGCUAUAAUGGAAACACCACGUCCGGCACUUUAUCAUGUGCUCCAUGAUGAAAAUGGUUUUCGCAGUGACAAUAUUCAACAAUUAACAUAUUGGCUUUGUCAUACAGAUGUUCGAUGUUCGAAAUCAGUUUUAAUUCCAGCUCCAGUACAUUAUGGUCCUUUAGCUGCCGAAGAUGAUAAAAUUGCAUCGGAAACAAUCUCACUUGAAGAUAUACGAACACAAGUGAUGAUACUUGAUAACAAUAUACAAGAUACAAUAUGGUUCGUUUAA